AUGCAGGCGGUUGUUGUUGGGUCUGUGAGAGUUGACAUUGACAGCGAUGCCUUACGGAGGCGACUGCUGGUGGUGGCUGCGAAGGCGCCGAGGGAAAUGCCUAAACUGGCGAUUCGCUCCACACCGGGUCACCAGUACCCUGGCGCAUGUGUGGUCCAGACCGACCGACCAAGCCUCGCCGUUAUAAAAUUCAAAAUGGUUUAUUUCAACGGUGGUGGGCGCGGGGGAAGUGCGGGAGAGGGCCACCCUGGCGAUUUACGACCGAGGGCGCCAUUCGAUGACACACCGGAAUGA
Mesocestoides corti is the source of this 294-nucleotide messenger RNA. The record is from the annotation of a GenBank genome assembly. NCBI's taxonomy places the organism in Eukaryota, Metazoa, Platyhelminthes, Cestoda, Cyclophyllidea, Mesocestoididae.